GCGGGUGUGCGGGCGGCGCGCGGCUGCGGCUGCCGGCGGGGGAUGGAGCAGUGACGGCAUCUUGCCUCUAUCUUCAGAAGCAGAAAGCGUCAAGAUAAAGACACCAAAAUGACCGAGUUUUGGCUGAUCUCUGCUCCUGGGGAAAAAACCUGUCAACAGACAUGGGAGAAACUACAUGCAGCAACUACAAAAAAUAACAAUCUUUCUACUAAUUCAAAGUUCAAUAUUCCGGACUUGAAGGUUGGCACACUGGAUAUUUUGGUUGGUUUGUCAGAUGAGCUGGCUAAACUGGAUGCGUUUGUGGAGGGUGUUGUAAAGAAAGUGGCCCAGUAUAUGGCUGAUGUUCUAGAAGACAGUAAAGAUAUUCAGGAGAAUCUUCUGGCUAAUGGAGUUGACUUGGUCACCUAUAUAACAAGGUUCCAGUGGGAUAUGGCCAAAUAUCCAAUCAAGCAAUCGUUGAAGAAUAUUUCAGAAAUUAUUGCAAAGGGAGUAAACCAGAUUGACAAUGAUCUGAAAGCAAGAGCCUCAGCAUACAAUAAUCUGAAAGGGAACCUUCAGAAUUUGGAAAGAAAGAAUGCGGGAAGCUUGCUAACCAGAAGUCUCGCUGAUAUUGUAAAGAAAGAGGACUUUGUACUCGAUUCAGAAUAUUUGGUCACGUUAUUAGUGAUUGUACCAAAGUUAAAUUAUAAUGACUGGGUUAAGCAGUAUGAAACACUAGCAGAGAUGGUUGUACCACGUUCCAGCAAUGUACUCUUUGAGGAUCAAGAUAGUUACCUUUGUAACGUCACCUUGUUCAGGAAGGCAGUGGAUGACUUCAAGCAUAAAGCCAGAGAAUAUAAAUUUAUGGUCCGUGACUUCCAGUAUAAUGAAGAAGAGAUGAAAGCGGAUAAAGAAGAAAUGAAUAGACUGUCAACUGACAAGAAGAAACAGUUUGGUCCUCUGGUUCGGUGGCUGAAAGUUAAUUUCAGUGAAGCUUUCAUUGCAUGGAUUCAUGUGAAAGCACUACGAGUUUUUGUUGAAUCUGUUUUAAGGUAUGGUUUGCCAGUUAACUUCCAGGCAAUGCUGCUUCAGCCUAAUAAGAAAACAAUGAAGAAACUGAGGGAGGUUUUGUAUGACUUAUACAAACACCUUGACAGCAGUGCGGCAGCUAUCAUUGACGCAACUAUGGAUAUUCCAGGCUUAAACCUCAGCCAGCAGGAGUACUACCCAUACGUGUACUACAAGAUCGAUUGUAAUUUGCUGGAAUUCAAGUAAAAGUUCCCUAACAUGACAAUCUUCUCAGUGUUGGUGUAAACAAACAGAAGUGAGGUUGAAGUACAGUAAUACUUUUACCACUCUACUAAUCAUAUGCUUGCUUCUUAUGUUAGGUGAAUUUAACACACAGUGGUCCAUCUCUAGACAUUUGCUUUUUAAAGAACAGUGUAGGUAACCUGCUUUUAAUCAAUUAUGUCUGUAAAUGUAUAUUGAGAGAAUUGAAGUAUUUAUAAACAGAGUGAUUUAUUUAAGGAAAAGCUCAUUCCUCUUUCAUAUGGUGGUCUGUGUUAAUUCCAUUUACCAUUGUUUAUAAAAAAAAAAAAAACUUGUUUACAGAAGAAUAGUGUAAAUGUUCAUGGCCAUUUUGUUCAUUUGAUUUAGUAGAUACAAUUGUGUUAAUGUUAUUGAACUGUGAUGUAAAGUAUGUAAAAUUGGUAUGAAAUUGUGCUUUCUGAAUGGUUUAAAAUUACAAUCGAAGCACUGUAAACACAGGAAAAAAUAAAUGUACCUGUGCAAAUGUGUCACUUCCUGGUACCACAUAUAACUGUAGAUACCUGUGUCUAAACUGAAGCAAUGUAUUAAGUCUUAAA
Molecule: messenger RNA, 1844 nt
Organism: Gymnogyps californianus (California condor)
Lineage: Eukaryota; Metazoa; Chordata; Aves; Accipitriformes; Cathartidae
Gene: ATP6V1C1
Product: ATPase H+ transporting V1 subunit C1
Biological process (GO): proton transmembrane transport
Cellular component (GO): vacuolar proton-transporting V-type ATPase, V1 domain; lysosomal membrane
Molecular function (GO): proton-transporting ATPase activity, rotational mechanism
Source: RefSeq, a predicted model, not a curated record